Messenger RNA from Salvelinus fontinalis (brook trout), 5741 nucleotides. Its product is annotated as multiple epidermal growth factor-like domains protein 11. The transcript has 5 exons. NCBI's taxonomy places the organism in Eukaryota, Metazoa, Chordata, Actinopteri, Salmoniformes, Salmonidae. The record is from RefSeq and is a predicted model, not a curated record. The coding region runs from base 1 to 753 and encodes 250 amino acids.
AUGUUAGCCGCCAACUGGAGAGCUGCUCUGAUGAUGGAUGAGAUGAACCCCUACACUAAGAUCAGUCCAGCGCGGGGAGGCUCAGAGCACCAGUCAGCUGGGGCUGUGAUGGGCAUCAUCUUCCUCCUCCUCCUCAUCAUGAUGGCCAUGCUCAGCCUGUUUGUCUGGUUCCGACAGAGACAGAGGGACAAGGGACACCACAUGCAGCCUAGUGUGGCAUAUACACCUGGCCUGAGGAUAACAAACACCGACUAUUCUGAGUGUUGCAGUACGGUAGCCAUGCGUCCCUCCACCCUGGAUGUGUCUCAGACUCUAACCCAGAGUGGUAGCAGUUUAUCAGGAAGCUGUAUCUCAAACCCCUCCUACCACACCGUGUCUGUACCUCAGUGUAAUGACACUACCAACCCCUCCUACCACACCGUGUCUGUACCUCAGUAUAGCCUGGCCUCAACCAUCACCACCAACCUGGACAGCACGCUCACUGUCGCGUCCAGCUCCCUGAAAGGAGUCAGGAAUGGAUCAGAGUGGAGAGCCUACUGCAACCUCAACCAUCUGGAGCCAACAGUUAGUGUUCUACAGGGACUUAAUGGAAUGGCCACCGGUUUCUCCCAGAAUCCCUACGAUCUUCCCCGGAGCAGCCACUUACCCAGCGGCCUCAACCUCAUCCCCCGCCACUACGACAUCCUACCCAUGAGCCACAGCCCUACAGACACCCCACCCCCUCCCCCAGAGAGCCCCAGCUCCCUGCUAUAGAGGUAGGGGACAUGCCCUGGUCCCUCCGUCCAGCCCUUGACAUUGUUCUGACAACAUUUGGCUAACAUUCUAACAAACAUCCAGCCCUCUCCCCGUUUCCAUGCAUGAUGACAAUGUAAUAGUGAAGAUGCUAUCAGAGAUAGAGGGGUCACCGUGAGGACUGAGGAGGACAGAGAGGGAUCGAGUCCCCCUUUAAACCCUGAUGAGGAGAAAGAGAGAGAGAGAGAGAGAGAGAGAGAGCCCCCUCCUCUUCACCGUUACAGAGACUCACACACCAGCGACCAUUCAUCUGUUGUAUCCUCCAAGACUGUCAGUGGGAAGACUCCAACUUUUCACUCUGGACCUCUGGAAUGGAUCCUGCUAUUGAUGUUAAAGUGUACUAAGGUGACAUCAUGUUCCUAAUAUCCCCAUUAUAGACGUGUGGUCAGAGAAAUUAUAUCCACAGUAGAUAGAUCAAAGUAUCCACCAUUGUGUCAGACCUGACCUGAGCGCUCUCUCUGUGGUGUGACCGAGAGUCAGUCAGACCUGACCUGAGUUCUCUCUCUGUGGUGUGACUGAGAGUCAGUCAGACCUGACCUGAGUUCUCUCUCUGUGGUGUGACUGAGAGUCAGUCAGACCUGACCUGAGUUCUCUCUCUGUGGUGUGACUGAGAGUCAGUCAGACCUGACCUGAGCGCUCUCUCUGUGGUGUGACUGAGAGUCAGUCAGACCUGACCUGAGCGCUCUCUCUGUGGUGUGACUGAGAGUCAGUCAGACCUGACCUGAGCGCUCUCUCUCUGUGGUGUGACCGGGAGUCAUGACUCCUGCAGUCAGUUACCCAGGAACUCACCAGUGACCGUGGUCACUAUCUACUUCUGGGUAGACAGAGAGAUCCCCAGGGAACCAGAGAUGACUAAGUACUACCUGUACAAGUGUAUCCCAUCCAAUAGGAUCCCAAGCCCCAAACUGAUAAACGCAUGGUUAAAUAGUAAGAUAUUGUAAUGUUUUUUUGAUCAGUGAUGUAAAACAACGAUUAAUAUAAAUUAUUGACCAGACUACAGUUGUUUACUUAUGUGAAAGCAUUUCUUCUUUUCAAAAAUCACGUGUCCGUUUACAUUUGGUGACGACUGAAUUAAGUGAUAUUUUGUAUCUAUUAUAAUGUAUUGAAUGAUUUAUUUAUUGUUUACACUAGUAACAAACAAAAACAACAUACAAAAAGUGAGCAUGAUCAAAAUGAACAAAAACUCAAAUGUAAAUAAUAACAGGAUUUAUCAGGUGUGAUCUGUGUCAUGUGUGCAACAUUAGGAAAUUGUACUAAACUGAUUUUACCAGUCUGUUUUGUGCUAACGUUCUACUCCUUGUCAUGCCAAACAUGACACAGAGUAAAAAGGGACUGGAAUGUUAGCACAAAACAGGUUCUGGAUUUCAGGCUAUAACUGUGCUCUUGUCACGAGUUGCAGUUCCCCGAUGAAAGGUAUUCCUGAAUGUAACGUGCUCAGAAUGUCACGUGCUCAGACCACCCGGGUUCGCCCGGGUGGCGCGCUGGUCUAGGGCACUGCAUCGCAGUGCUAGCUGCGCCACCAGAGUCUCUGGGUUCGCGCCCAGGCUCUGUCGCAGCCGGCCGCAACCGGGAGGUCCGUGGGGCGACGCACAAUUGGCAUAGCGUCGUCCGGGUUAGGGAGGGUUUAGCCGGUAGGGAUAUCCUUGUCUCAGUAUGUAAAAUGUAAUAAAAAUGUAUGCACUCUACUGUAAGUCGCUCUGGAUAAGAGCGUCUGCUAAAUGACUAAAAUGUAAAUGAAUGUGAAACAAAAACCAGGUUAAAUUCUUUACUGUAGCCUCACUAGGAACCAAACAGAAACCAGGCUAAAUUCUUUACUGUAGCCUCACUAGGAACCAAACAGAAACCAGGCUAAAUUCUUUACUGUAGCCUCACUAGGAACCAAACAGAAACCAGGCUAAAUUCUUUACUGUAGCCUCACUAGGAACCAAACAGAAACCAGGCUAAAUUCUUUACUGUAGCCUCACUAGGAACCAAACAGAAACAAACUAAAACCGAAAAAGCCAGAGGGACCUACCUAAAUGUGUCCAAUAGAAACCUCCUGAUCGAGGUCCAAUGACACAGGAAGUGCCAUGGUUUUCAGGCUUCCUCUCUGCUUUUCCCCCUUACCACUUGGAGGGUGGUAAAAGCGUUUUUCCAUUUCGCAAAAAACUUUUUGGGGAACUGUUUGCAACUGUGUGUGUACUGUGUGCACUAAUGAUUACACCCCUGGUGAGAACUUAAAGUGAAACAGCAAUGAAAUGUAUGAAAAGGAGCCGGACUAAACAAACUAGACCUUAAACAAUGUGAUGAUUUGGGGAAUAAUGUGUAAAAAAAAAAAAAUACAAAAAAAAUAGAAUUUCGUUUUGUGAUGAUAAUACUUAACAUUUAUCUAAUUUGAUAGAACCUUAUAGAGAGCUUUAAUUUGUCUAAAAAAGUUAUCUGAUCGGAUUUUGGCAAUCGAAUCGGAUUAAAUGCAUAGAAAUAGAACGAAUAGAACAGCCGUAUCAUUGACUUGAAUGGGGACGCCCGUUCUAUUCGUUAUAUUUCUAGCCGUUUCUAACCCUAUCCGAUCAGAGAAACUUUUGAAAAACGGGGGGCCCUGGUGUCCACUGUACGGUACCAGCUCUAAAAGGGUAGACCAGAGAUCACCAUACACGGAUCAACUAAGGAGAAACAUCCACAUUAAUUUUUACAAAGACACUAUUUUUGCCCAAAUGUCAUAGGAUUAUAUAAAAUGAUCGUCGUUGUAGUGUAUGAUGUAUGUUCGAUAUUUUGUAAAAACAAUUGCAUCCAUCUGAAAGGGAGCAGAAUUUAACGCAGGAUCAUUGUGAUCAGGAUGAAAUGUUUAGAAAAACUGGGCCCAGAUGAUGGUUCCCUUUGUAGUGUUCAACCAGGGCCCAUAGGGCUACAUAGUAGUGCACUAAAUAGGACAGAGGGAGCUAUUUGAGACUCAGCACAGACAGAAGUUUAGUAAUAGGACAGUAGGUCAUUAUUUUAGCUAGUGUUGAAAGUAAUAGGACAGUAUGUCAUUAUCUCCAGCUAGUGCUGAUCAGUAAUAGGACAGUAGGUCAUUAUCUCCAGCCAGUGUUGAUCAGUAAUAUGACAGUAGGUCAUUAUCUCCAGCCAGUGUUGAUCAGUAAUAGGACAGUAUGUCAUUAUCUCCAGCCAGUGUUGAUCAGUAAUAGGACAGUAGGUCAUUAUCUCCAGCCAGUGUUGAUCAGUAAUAGGACAGUAGGUCAUUAUCUCCAGCCAGUGUUGAUCAGUAAUAGGACAGUAGGUCAUUAUCUCCAGCCAGUGUUGAUCAGUAAUAUGACAGUAGGUCAUUAUCUCCAGCCAGUGUUGAUCAGUAAUAGGACAGUAUGUCAUUAUCUCCAGCCAGUGUUGAUCAGUAAUAGGACAGUAGGUCAUUAUCUCCAGCCAGUGUUGAUCAGUAAUAGGACAGUAGGUCAUUAUCUCCAGCCAGUGUUGAUCAGUAAUAGGACAGUAUGUCAUUAUCUCCAGCCAGUGUUGAUCAGUAAUAGGACAGUAGGUCAUUAUCUCCAGCCAGUGUUGAUCAGUAAUAGGACAGUAGGUCAUUAUCUCCAGCUAGUGUUGAUCAGUAAUAGGACAGUAGGUCAUUAUUUCCAGCCAGUGUUGAUCAGUAAUAGGACAGUAGGUCAUUAUCUCCAGCCAGUGUUGAUCAGUAAUAGGACAGUAUGUCAUUAUCUCCAGCCAGUGUUGAUCAGUAAUAGGACACUAUGUCAUUAUCUCCAGCCAGUGUGUUGAUCAGUAAUAGGACAGUAUGUCAUUAUCUCCAGCCAGUGUUGAUCAGUAAUAGGACAUUAUGACAUUAUCUCCAGCCAGUGUUGAUCAGUAAUAGGACAGUAUGUCAUUAUCUCCAGCCAGUGUUGAAAGUAAUAGGACAGUAUGUCAUUAUCUCCAGCCAGUGUUGAUCAGUAAUAGGACACUAUGUCAUUAUCUCCAGCCAGUGUUGAUCAGUAAUAGGACAGUAUGUCAUUAUCUCCAGCUAGUGUUGAUCAGUAAUAGGACAGUAUGUCAUUAUCUCCAGCCAGUGUUGAUCAGUAAUAGGACAGUAUGUCAUUAUCUCCAGCCAGUGUUGAUCAGUAAUAGGACACUAUGUCAUUAUCUCCAGCCAGUGUGUUGAUCAGUAAUAGGACAGUAUGUCAUUAUCUCCAGCCAGUGUUGAUCAGUAAUAGGACAUUAUGACAUUAUCUCCAGCCAGUGUUGAUCAGUAAUAGGACAGUAUGUCAUUAUCUCCAGCCAGUGUUGAAAGUAAUAGGACAGUAUGUCAUUAUCUCCAGCUAGUGUUGAUCAGUAAUAGGACAGCAUGUCAUUAUCUCCAGCUAGUGUUGAUCAGUAAUAGGACAGUAGAUCAUUACCUCCAGCUAGUGUUGAUCAGUAAUAGGACAGUAUGUCAUUAUCUCCAGCCAGUGUUUAUCACUAAUAUGACAGUAGGUCAUUAUCUCCAGCCAGUGUUGAUCAGUAAUAGGACAGUAUGCCAUUAUCUCCAGCUAGUGUUGAUCAGUAAUAGGACAGUGGGUCAUUAUCUACAGCCAGAUGUUGAUAAUAUUAUGACUGACUUAUUCUUAAAUAGAAGCUUCACUUGACAUUGCUGUUAUCUACAUGCUACUUGAUGUUUUAGAAUAUAAAUGACUAAUUAAAAGCUGCUGUGGGAUAAACUUUUCACCGUAGACGUGUAGUUCCUGAAACCAUGCAAGACAUACAAAUAACAUACUGGAGUUUUUUAUUUUGGGGUGUCAGAUUGAGACUACCAGGUUUCCGUCCAAUUGGCGACAGGUUUUUUAAUGUGUUCAUUAUCUGCAUAAAGAAAAUAUGUGCAUUUUCCCACAGUUUCCACCAAAACAGACUUGUUGCAGACAAAAAAAUCAGUGUGUGAUGAUGCAGUGUGUACCAAAAUGUAAUUUUUUGGUUUAAGUUUUCAUGUACUGAAUAAAAAUCUAGUGUUUUAA